Drosophila eugracilis is the source of this 1620-nucleotide messenger RNA. RefSeq names its product protein Aatf (gene Aatf). Gene Ontology annotation, biological process: regulation of transcription by RNA polymerase II. The record is from RefSeq and is a predicted model, not a curated record. Gene Ontology annotation, cellular component: nucleus; nucleolus. The transcript is spliced from 2 exons. NCBI's taxonomy places the organism in Eukaryota, Metazoa, Arthropoda, Insecta, Diptera, Drosophilidae. The coding region runs from base 74 to 1552 and encodes 492 amino acids.
CGGGCACACUACUCCGUAAAGUUCCAUGUGUCCAUGUGUUUCGCUUUCAAAUUAUAAAUGAAACACUAGCGAAAUGUUGAGAAAAUCAAAGAAACAGGCCGAGACGAUGGCCGAAAAGGUCAGCAAACUACUUGCCCAUCCGAACGAGAGCGACAGCGAGGAGGAUUCGGACUUUGACGUGGCCACUGGUCCCCGUCUAGUGGACUUUGAGGAGGAGUACGACCUGCCAGAUGCAAGGAGCACCGACUUUAGGAAGAGGAAUGUGAAGCUGCUGUCGGAGCAAAGUGAUCGAUACAAGGGCAAGAUCAGCAGUCGCAGGGAGCUAGAUGAGGAUGAUGAGGACCAGGAGUUGUCCUAUGAGGAAAGUGAUGACGAUGAAGAUAAUGGUGACUUGGAAGACUUUAAACAAAAAUUGCAGUCUGAAGAAGCUGUGGACUCGGAGGAGGAAGCUGCGUCUGGUGAUUCCGAAUCCGAUAAAGCAAAUGAAGAUGAUUAUUCAACAGACUUUAAUAAAAAAUUAAAGGCUGGUGAUUUCAAUUUUGAUGAUGAGGAGGAUGAUUCUGGGUCUGCUGAAGAGGACAGUGAAGAAGAGAACGAAGACGAUGAUGAUGAUGAUGUCGAAGACGACGACGACGACGAUACCGACGAUGAAGAUGCAGAGGAAGACACUAUCAAACCGUCAGAUGUAAUGUCCAAAACCAAUCAUCAGGCUGAACUCCAAAAAGGACUCUGUGUCCAAAACCAACUCCGCAUCUGGGAACGUCUAUUGGAGCUGAGGAUAAACACCCAGAAGUUCACCAGCAAAGCAAAUCAGCUGCCUGCGCCUGAGACAUUAAAGAAACUGGGUUCCGAGAAUGAUGAACUGCAAUCAGUGUUAAACGAGGCCCAGGAACGCUCCUCUAAGCUGUUGGAGCAGCUGCUGGCCCUUCAGAUGGCACUCCACCAGCAGAACUCAGAGAUGAGAAAGUCGGUGAAGCGCAAACAGUCGUUGGAUGAUUCGGGUACUCCUGCCAAAAAAUUCGGUUCCUUGCUGCACAACAACUUCCAGCAGGUGACGGGGUAUCGCAAUGAAGUGCUUCUGAAGUGGGACGAUCGAACCAAACUCCUGACACCAGGAGCGGGAGUAAAGCGUAAGUCCAUGCAGGAAGACUACGACAUUAUCAAAAAAAUCGAUAGCGCCCUGGCCAACCGAGAAGCCCUUGUAGAAAAGUCGCAGACGCCAAAGAGCAAUCAAGCGGAGCAAAAGGAAAACGAGCCGGUACAGCGGGUUAAACACAUUUACGACGACAGCGACUUCUAUCACCAACAGCUUCGCGAGCUCAUCGAGUACAAAGCCAGCACCUCGUCCAACAUGAGUGAGAUCACCAAGCAGUUUGUGGAGCUGCAGAAGCUGCGCCAGAAGAUGAAGAAAAAGGUGGACACUAGGGCCAGCAAGGGUCGCAAGCUAAGAUAUGUGGUGCACAACAAACUCAUCAACUUCAUGGCGCCGAAUGAACAUAGCGACUGGACGGAGAGCUCCAAGUCCGAGUUGUACAAAUCGCUGUUUGUCUAGAAAAUAUCUAAAUAUAAAUAAAGUAAAAACUAUAUUAUGAACUUAUUAAAUAGGAAUAAAAAGAAAAA